Messenger RNA from Tarenaya hassleriana, 1192 nucleotides. Its product is annotated as caffeoylshikimate esterase. NCBI's taxonomy places the organism in Eukaryota, Viridiplantae, Streptophyta, Magnoliopsida, Brassicales, Cleomaceae. The transcript has 8 exons. Gene Ontology annotation, molecular function: lipase activity. Gene Ontology annotation, cellular component: membrane. The record is from RefSeq and is a predicted model, not a curated record. Bases 143 to 1102 code for a protein of 319 amino acids.
UUCUUCUUCAGCAAGAAACAGAUAAAUGACCAAAUUUUACAUGCCCAGAUAUUUUCCAGUGUGUUUUACUAAUAAGUUUCGUCGGUGAAUGAGUUAAAACUAUCGAGAAUUUCCGUGAAUCGAUCGAGCCCCCGAAGAUCGAAUGGCUCGUAUUGAAGGGCAAGUGGGGUAUAGCGAGGAUUUCAUUGUGAAUUCCCGGGGGAUGAAACUCUUCACUUGUAAAUGGUUUCCCGUAAAUCAAGAACCGAGAGCUAUGAUCUUCUAUUGCCAUGGCUAUGCCGUGGAAUGCGGCAACAUUUUGAACGAUAUAGCGACCAAGUUUGGGAAUGAUGGGUUUGCGGUGUACGGAAUAGAGUACGAAGGGCACGGAAGAUCAGAUGGUCUCUCUGCCUACAUCAAUGACUUCGAUGUCCUAAUCGAUGAUGUCUACUCGCAUUUCUCAAAAAUAUCUGAGAUGGGAGAGAAUCCGAAGAAAAAGAAGUUUCUGAUGGGAGAGUCGAUGGGAGGAGCGGUGGCGCUCCUCUUGCACCGCAAGAAUCCCGAGUUUUGGGACGGAGCGAUCCUUUUAGCUCCCAUGUGUAAGAUCGCUGAAGAUGUGAAGCCGCCUAAGAUAGUGAUAUCUAUGAUGCAAAUGAUAACCAAAGUGAUCCCAACUUGGAAGUCUGUAAUCUCCAACGAUAUCAUCGAGGUCGCCUUCAAACAGCCCGAAGCCAGAAAAUCGAUUCAAGAAAAUCCGCGUUGCUACAAAGGGCGGCCUCGCUAUAAAACCAUGAGUGAGCUUUACAGAGUCAGCAUCGAUCUCGAACACCGGUUGAACGAGGUGACAAUGUCGUUUAUAGUGUUGCAUGGGGAAGAGGACAAGGUGACAGACAAAGAAGCAAGCAAGGAGCUUUACAACGUUGCCUCGUCAAAAGACAAGACGUUGAAGCUUUACCCUGGAAUGUGGCACAGUCUUCUGUUUGGAGAGCCUCCGGAGAAUUCUCAGAUCGUGUUCAACGAUAUAAUUCAGUGGCUAGAAGAAAGAACGACAGAGUCUAGGGUUUCUUCUGACACAGAUGAUCAUGCUGGUAAUGUUGAUCACGGGCCAAGAUCCCAACUUUGAGCUGUGUCGCUUUUGUCUUGUCCGGUCUUGUCUAAACCGGGAUUAAACCGAUUUGAAAUCUAAAUGUAACUACUGGUUUCGAACCCGAGA